AGAAGCAAAAAAAAAAAAAAAAGAUGGCUGUACUUGCAAACUUUUUGCGCCUUACGACCGCAAGACAUAUCAGCGCCCUAGUGAGCGCUGUCGUCAGUGAUCAUUGUACGUGGUAUUUUUCGCCAUCGCGAAACAGCGGUGCAGCGUGUACGGUGCUUGCGUUUUAAACGGCAAGACGGUGGGCCAGGUCAGCCAUGUUUUAGUUACUUGCGCCGCUUGACGAAGGCUGUCAAUCACGUUCCCACGCUCGUCGAUGCGGACUCACGGUGGCGGCUGUGAGCAUGGCGGAUGCCUUGGAGGCGAUGGCAGCAUAUGCUGAAGAAGCUGCUCCACUGGACGGCGGCGGUGCUAUCAUCCUCAUCCCACAGGAGGAUGGCCAGCCUGUUCUGCUUGGGGAGGCUUUGGUGGGUGGUGGCUCCCAGCUGGUGCUGGGUCAGCUGCAACCACUGCAGCUCGAAGGAAGCAACCAAGUGGCUGCUGCACCAUUGGUAUUUGCUCCCGUCAGCACCGAAGGCACCCUGAUGACCACAGCGGUGCCUGCCACUACCACCGCCCCGACUCAACAGGAGGAGCAGGCCAGCACUGUCAGGCAGGUUGAGCUUCAGGCGGCUGGUGCAGCACCACUCCUGCGCACCGUGACACAGACGAUGAAGGUGCGCUGGCUGGAUGAGCUGCUGGCACACAAGGGGAUCCACUGCCCAAUCCGAGACUGCCCCUUCACCUGCCUCGCCAUCACAGCCAUGGAGAAGCACUAUGCACAGUGUGCUGGGGUGAAUGGAUCUGGCCUGGACCAGUGCCCGUACUGUGAGGCCCAGUUCCUCACCCACAGCAGCGCCCUGCACGUGCACAUAGUGGAGGAGCACCCGACUCGGCGCUCUCUCAUGCACUCGCACGUGGGCGAGGGACGCUACCGCAAGUCCCUGGGGACCCGACGCAGCAGGGCCCCCCUGCCACCACCACCAACACCCAAGCGACCCUUGCUGGCCCGGGCGCCUGCCACUGCCGGGGCCACGCAGCAGCAGCAGCAGCAGGCCGGUGGGACCCAGUGGGACUGGGAGCAGCGUCGGCGCACCUACUCUCGCUCGUGGGGCGAGCCCAUGGGCCCGACGUCGGAGCUGUUCCGCCGAGCAGGCUCCGAGGAGGAAGACCCGCUGCAGCUGCCCCGGUCAGUGAUCAACCGCAGUGAGAUCACCAUGUCCUCCGAGGAGCUGGCCCUGGAUGAUCACCAGCUACAGCAGGAAGGUGCCGCCACAGCCGAGUCGGCGGAGGAGCCUCCGGUGGAGACACCCACGCCUGAGACCAUUCGCCUGGAGCCAAUGCCACAGGCCCGGACCAGCCGGGGCCGGGGGGGCUCCUCUUCCAGGCGGCUUCCUCGCAGCCGCUACCGAGGGGACAAUGUGCGCACCAUGCAGGUGAUAGUGAAGAAUGCUUCGGGUGCGGAGAGUACGAAUGCCCUGCUGCGCAACCCGCGGGUGCUGCAGACCUUAGGUGACCUGGCCGUGAAUGCUGCGACCACAGGUGCUUCGGCAACCGUCACUGUGGCCACAGGGGGGCCACAGGUCGAAGAGGAGGACGACGACCAGGCGGUGGUGGCUGUGCACAGUGCGACGGCCUCCGACGGCCGCUACCUCCAGGUGGAGCGAGCUCUCAAAGCACCCACUCUGCGGCCGGCUGAGGUGGACCGUUUCUUUGGGAGGCGUGUGGACUGCUCUUGCCAGACGGAUGACCUACCUCCGAUGCUGCCUGUCCGCCCUGAGCUACCGCCAGCUGGUACGAUUGCUCCUCCGGCAAUUCUGAAGAGGACUCGCCUGCUGGCACCUGCACAGGCCAAAGUGGCUGGCAGGCCGCUGGCGGUCAGCAUAGUCUGUUCAAGCCGUGCCUCGUCAUCUGAUGAAGAAGACGAUGGCGGCACACCAGUCAUGCCAGUGAAGCAGCAGAGCCAGCAGCAGCUGGUUUCCCCUGAGGUGCCAACCACGCAGGCUUCAGCCGUUGCAGAGCCACAGCCUUCACAAGUCGAGCAUUCGGUGACACUGCACUCAACUGCAGAGAAGACUGCAGCACCUGAGCAGCUGCUGCAGCAGUUUGUCCUGGCAACAGUUCAAGAGGGACCACCACAGGCAGCAGCAGCAGCAGCAGCAGCAGCAGCAAUCCCAGCCCAACCAUGUGGUGUAGCAGAGCUGCCACCCAUCCCACAGCUGAUGGUGCAGCAGCCGGGCUUGCCCCAGCAGUUUCUGGUGCCAGUGAGCCAGGCUGUGCUACUGGGGAAGCCGCUGCAGCAGCACCAGCUAGCCCAGCUGCUGGCCUUGCAGAAGUCAUUGGCUGCCUCCCAGCCAGCACUGGAAGAGUGCCUGGUGCCACAGCCUAUUCACUUGACUGCACUGCAGCAGCAGCAGCAGCAACAGCAGCAGCAGCAGCAGCAGCAGCAGCAGCAGCAGCAGCAGCAGCAGCAGCAGCAGCAGCAGCAGCAGCAGCAGCAGCAGCAGCAACAGCAGCAGCAGCAGCAGCAGCAGCAGCAGCAGCAGCAGCAGCAGCAGCAGCAGCAGCAGCAGCAGCAGCAGCAGCCAGUGAUUGUGCAGGCAGGAAGCUCAACACAGCCUGUGCAGCCAGUCAUGCUGCUGCCAGCAGGACAGGCACUGGUGACUCCACAGCCUGUGUCAGUAGGCCAGCUGCCAGCUGCGCACAGCAUUAGUCAGAAAGUGAAUGAGCAGCUGCCACCUGAAGUUCAGACAGCCACAGUGCAAACAGCAACUCUCGAUGAUGGUGCUCAGGCUGCUGGAAAGGUGUUAGUGCAAGAGGCAACUUCUGCUCACACUGAGGAUCCAGAAUGCAGCAAAGAGCAACAGGGUAGUCCAGUCGAGGUAGAGCCCAACACUGCUGAGCAAUCAGGGGAGAAAGUGGCAAGCAAUGCAGCAGAUGUUGCUGCAGUGAUGUGCGAGGCACCACUUGUAGCUCCUUCAAUACCAGCUCAAGACAGUUCAGCUUGCUUGGAUCAACUGGAUGUGGUCAUAGUAGAAUGUCACCCUGCAGAUAAGGCAUUGGCCUUGGCUGGCAGCUUGCCUGCGGUAAUCAAGUCACAAGAAGACUUACAGCAGCAUACUUGUAACGGGAGCACAUCAGUAUGUAACUCUGUCGAAGGUUUGCCUGUUCCUGGAGAAUCCACUGUUCCAGCCGAGCAUCUCCAAGAGCAGCAUCAAGUUCCUGGAGAGGUGCAUCCAGUGGAUCCUAGGGCUGAGCAAGAGCCCCAGAGGAGAUAUUGCAAAGAGCUUUGCAACCUGCAUUCAUGCAAUAUUCCACAACAAGAGUUUGGCCAGAGCCUGGAGCCCGAACGUCAUCUCAGUGUUGAAGGCCAGUCUGCGUCACAGUGUGAGGGAAGCUACGCUUUUCACUUGCAGGGGCCGGAUAGUUCACCGGAACAGGUGGUUCCUCAACACGAUGUUGCUCAACAUGAGGCAGGUGUGACCUCUGAGGUUGCACUGGAAGGCACAGGUGGAGAAUCACUGGCAGCAUGUGAAGAUGAGGGUGCUGUGGGACAAGGAUCUCAAGCCAUGCAUGCACAGCAGCAGCCGCAGCAGCAGCAGCAGCAGGCCCUGGAACGAAGCACCAAUCAAGUUGAGCUAGAAUCUAGGAGGCUGGACCAGCAGGAUGCCAGUUGUGUGGAACCACUGGCCUCUUCUGCACGAUACCCAGGUGCAGCCAGGGUGCCACUGGGGCCAACCACUGUGACAGAAGGAAGUGUGCAGCAGAGUGCUCAAGACGGCAACACCUUCAUAGUUUCUAGUCAGCCGCAUCCUAUGCAUGUUUUAGUGCCAUCAUUGGACACUGCCUCCACAAAUGACCAACAAAUUGAGGAGCAAAAAGCUUUUUGUUCAGAGGAGAUACUUGCUAAGGUUUCAAGCAAAGCAUCUCCAGAAACCAGUGUGAAGCAGACAUGUAUUCUGCUCUCAAUGCCUGAAGGUGUGCCUAGUCAUAGGACUCAGGGCAAAGGCAUGUCGGAGCAGCAUAGCUUGGCCAAUUCUUCUGGGCAGAGUGACUCAGAGAAGCCACCUGCUGAGGAAAGCCCUCUCUCUCCAGCAGCUAAAAGAUUCAAAGCAUGUAAAGGGGAUGCUGCUAAACCAGUUUAUUUGACGCUUCCUUGUAGCAGGGAUGACAGUGAUGUUUUCAUGGACGAUGCAGACUCUGCAUCUAGUUGCGAGGCUUUACACAUUGUGGAGUCGGUACCUGAAGAAGAGGUCAGAAGUAUGGGCAGGGCUGGAACUGGCGAGUCGCAGGCUGAUGCGGAAGAUGCUGCCGGUCAUUUUUUAGUGGUUAGCGGAGGCCGUCGCGUGGCGGCCUCCACUUGUGCCCAGAUCCCUGUGCAGUUGGUUGUCUCUGACGGGAUGCAGCAGCUGAAGAGGCUGGCUUGCAAUGUCACCUGUCGCACAUUCGAGCAAUCGCAUAAGAGUUUUCGACCUGGUAACAAGCCCACCUUGCAGUUCACAGUGGAGCUGAAACUGGGCUCCAGAUCGUCCACAUUGCGCCCACUUGUGAAACCUUGGUCGAAGAUUGCAGGCCGACCUGCAGUGAAGCGUCAGCGACCAAAGCGAUUUCAACUACGAUUCAAGCCAACUUCAUUGCCACAACAGCUGAGGCCUCCUGUCAUCAGUGCACAGAGAGAGGACGUUUUGCCUGUCGCGUCAGAACAGACAACUGUCGCGGACGAGGAGGCAGGCAGCUCUAGCUCCAGCUCUAGUGCUGGGCAGCACCUUGAAGCUACAGGCGAGGUUGCAGGCCGCAGACUCAAGGGGAAGCCAACCAAGCGCAGCCAGUCACCACCCCUGGAAAACAGUCCACCAUCCCCAGAGCCCAAGAGGAGGAGGGGUCGUCCAAAAAAGAAUAACAGCCAAGAGGAAGGAGCAGCAGAAGGCGGCAGCCCUGACGCCUGGAGGAGGAGCUCGGGCCGCCUUGCAGAGGCUGCUACAAAGGACUCCUUUACUUGCUCUGCAUGUGGCAAGAUGUUCACCUGCAGGAAAGAAGCAUCACAUCACAUUCUUCACGCCCAUUACAACCUGGCACGACUGAAUGAUGAGCGGCCAUUCAGCGAGCAGGAAGUGCGGGCAGCCCUGCGUCGUGCAGCAGAGUCCCUCGACCAGCUGGUGUGUCGGGGCUGUGGAGGAGCCUUCGAGACCUACAUGUCUUUCUAUUUGCACCGUAGCCGCUGCCAGUCCUCCCUUGGCAAGGAAGAACAGCAGACGGGAGGCGCUUUCCAGGACAAGAGCUGCAGGGGGAGAAAGCGAGCGGCUGCAGCUCAAAAGUCAUUCACCUGUUCGGCGUGCAAGCGUGCAUUUGGCUCCAGGCAGGAUGCCGACACUCACAUCCUGAGCACCCACUACAACUUGGCCCGCGUAAACGAUGACCGGCCGUUGACCGCGCCGGAAGUGGUGUCUGCCCUGAACCAGAUCAAGAACCGGUUGCGUGGCUUUGACUGCCUCCAGCCAGGCUGCAGCCACUACGCUGCCAGUGUCUCCGAAUACCUGCACCACCUCAACAUCUGUGGCCCAUAUGCUGGACAGAUUGCAGCAGCAGACCAGGCGGUGUCCACUAUCCGCAACAAGAGUCGGGCUUUGUCCACCCGACCCAGCCAACCCAAGCGGGUGCCCUGCUUCAAGAUCAACCUGGAUUUCCCUGAUGGGACAGCGCUGGUAUGCUCAAGCUGUCACAAGUCGUUCACCUGCAAGAAGGCUAUCACAGAACAUGUGCUCAAGGCACACUACAAUCUGGCACGGGUGAAUGAUGAGCGUCCUCUGAGCCUGGAGGAGAUGAGAUCAGCCCUGCGGCAGGCCAGCUUGACCACAUCGCGCUUUGCCUGCUCAGAGCCUGGAUGCACAGCCAGCUUUGCCUCGUACAUGUCCUACUAUUCUCACCUCAGCCACUGCGGGCCAUUCGUCAAGACCUUCUUAAGCAAGCCAGUUCAGGUGUCUUGUCGUCCUGCCUCCCCCAUCGUACAGAGCCCAAGCGAGAAGGGCAAGCGUUCAUCUGCACUCAGAGCGCUGGCUUCCUUCCGGGCAUUGGAGAGUGCAGCAGAUAAUGCAGCCACUGUCCAGCAGGUCUCGAGGGACUCGGACUUUGCACCGUCUGAAGAGGAAGGUGAGCAGGGGUGUGACAGCUGGUCAGAAGACGACGAUGAUGACGAUGACGAUGAUGACGAAGAACUGGAGCAUCAGAUGGUGUGCGAGGAAGAGGAGGAGGAAGACAAGCCAACAGUGGAGGUGAUUCUGCAGCGUGCUUGGCAGGGCAGGUACGAGGCACCCCAGCAGCAGCCGGUGGACCACAUCGACCCCAAGAUGGUGGUCAGCUGGGCCGACACCCUCGCCCACACUCCCCACGUCCAGUGCCCUAACGAGGGUUGCACCAAGCAGUUCAGCACAGUGCCAGGCCUGCGGUACCACUUUCGACGAUGCCGCCUAAUGCAACUGUACCGGUGCCUCAACUGCUCUGACGGCACGUUCGCUCGCCCAAAGUCCCUGCUGCAGCACCUGCGCUCUUGCUACCCGGAGCGCCCCGAAGGAGACCAGCCUCGGACCUCCGUGGCGGGAGUGCCACACGGCCAUCGGCGCUCAGUCGUGUCUGCUUCCUUGCUCUCUCAGCGGCUGCCAGCACAGUUGCCAAGCACGUUGGGACCCCUGUUCCGCCACUUGCACCAGCGUAUGCAACAAAUGCACAAGCAGAGCCAGUGCUGGGAAGAGACACUCUACCCCGGAUGGACUCCCAGUGGCUGGCGACUUUUGGACCAGCAGGAGACACGGCUGCCCCGUUUCCGGGAGAGUCCCUCCCUGCGUGCAGGAAAGCCUGCCACGCAGGAGUGGCAGCGGCUGCCUCUGUUCGGCUGCCUGUCCACACCAGAAAGCUGCCAUGUGACCUUCUAUCCAGGUGGCGCCAUUUGGGCUGCAGCAUGGUGUCCCCUGCCACCAGGAGAGGAGCAACCGACCCAUCACGAGUGGGUGGCACUGUCGUGCUGCCCAGACCCCGAUCAAGAGCACCCGCUGACCGAGGCCACGUCUGAACCGGGCCUCUUGCAGAUCUGGGACCUAGGACUCCUGCAGCUCAACAGGGGUCCACGUGAGGGAGGCAUGUCACCACGGCUGGGUCUGUGCCUUGCGCAUGACUUUGGCUUCGUGGCCGGCUUGGAUUGGUGCCCUUCUGGCUGCCAUCAGGAAGGGGACCGUCUGGGCCUACUGGCACUCGCUUGUGGAGACGGCUGCGCUCGCAUUCUCAGCAUCCCAUUCCCAGACAGCUUGCCUACAGCCGAAGACCAGGCUGCUCCAGUGUACACAGUGGGCGGCAGUGAGUCCCAGUUGCUGCAGCUGUGUGUCCCACCAGGGCCCCUGGGCUUAGUGCCCUGCACCCGCGUGGCCUGGGACGUGGCCAGAAGGCACCAGCACAUCGCUCUGGGCUUUGCUGACGGACGAGUGGCCGUGUUCCGUGUGGUACCAAGCAGGGAGGAGGAGGAGCCCCUGUGGGUGUGGCAGGCCCACCAGGGUGCCAUCACGGGCCUUGGCUGGACACCCCAGGGUCAUGUCUGCACGGCAGCCAUAGACCAAGCGGCAAAGGUGUGGGACCUGCACAGGCCCGGCCUGGUGCCAGUGUCGGCCAUUGUGAGAGGCCCUGCCCGGCAGAUGGUGCGGUCCCCACACUGGAAUGGCCUCUUCGUGGUCGGGGAGGAGUCUGCUGUGUGUGGGCCCGCGCAUUCUCUGUUCCUGGAGAGCGGCUACUAUGGUUACACACCCAAAAUGCUGGUGUCCCACUAUGCCACUGUCUGGGGAGUUACUGUGUCUCCAUGGAGCAAUGUGGUGGCCUCGUGUGAUGCAUCAGGCAAGGUGGCAGCCAUCUUGCUGCCAUACAUGUCUUCAAACUUGGAUUUUGUCAAGCACCACCCCAAAGUGCGCUUGCCGCUGUUCCGGGCCCUGUUGGUGCCACAGGGGGAGCACAGGGGCUGCCCCACCCAGCACGGUGGCCACGCUCUGGCCCAACAGCAGUAUGGCAUUUCUUUUGAGGAUGUACCCCUGGACCAAGAAAGCUUGUUUCUUCAGAAGGCACAGGAGCGUGUGGAGAAGGAGGAUUCUUGUGGCCAGUACCAACUCAACUCGUUCACCACGGUGUGCUGGAGCCCCAACUGUGGCAGUGCCAACUGGCUGUUCUCGGCAGGGCAGGCCGGCGUGGCUCGACUCACAUGGCUUGGGCUCUAUGCUCAGCGCUUGAAGGAUGCCGCCUUGUGACGAUAAUCCUUUCAAGAGCCUUCAUUGUGUAUGCAGAGCAGUGCAAGAAAUGACUUUGGCAGAGUACCUCAUCAUAACUAAUUCCUUGAGUUAAACCUAAUGUAAGUUCAGGAAAUUGUGCACAUCAAGCCAUGGCUGUCUUCUUGAUAGACGAUUUAGAUAAGGAGUGUCUCGAAUAAAAUAAUCUGCACUGGUUAGGCUGCAUGUAUUUGCUGCCUACUGUGGGUAUAGGCUGUGUGAAGAUGCAGUACACCUAUUUGUCAUUUCUUUGAUAUCGAGAACAAAGUUGCUUGGCCAUCUUGUAA
Molecule: messenger RNA, 8557 nt
Organism: Dermacentor albipictus
Lineage: Eukaryota; Metazoa; Arthropoda; Arachnida; Ixodida; Ixodidae
Biological process (GO): transcription by RNA polymerase III
Cellular component (GO): transcription factor TFIIIC complex
Molecular function (GO): protein binding
Source: RefSeq, a predicted model, not a curated record